AUGCCCUCGCGCGAGGUGACGCGCGUCCACGUCGACACACUCGAGCGCGCCAUGUUCGCCCUCGCGUUCUCCGCGACGUCCCGGGCGCUCCCGACGCGCGUCGCGAUCGAGCGACGGUCCCGUCGAGCGCCGACGACGCGCGCGUUGUUCGGGAAGAAGCCGGCGUCGGAACCCGCGCCCGCGGCGGGGAAGAGCCGGUUCAAUAAGCCGGCCAAGGCGACGGAGAAGCCGGCGAAGGGCGAACCGUACUUGGUCGACGGAAAGCUGUGGGUGUGCCAAGGGUGUGGAUACGUGUACGACGGCCAGCGAGGCGCCUGGGCGGAGGGUAAGCGAUGCCCGAUGUGCGGUGAGCGACGAUUCGCGCUGAAGGAUCCGCAGGAGUUGCAGGUUGCGAUUUACUCGCUCGUCGCGCUCGUCGGCUUGCUCGGCGUCCUGUACGGGCUCGUCACGCUCUUCUGA
Molecule: messenger RNA, 459 nt
Organism: Ostreococcus tauri
Lineage: Eukaryota; Viridiplantae; Chlorophyta; Mamiellophyceae; Mamiellales; Bathycoccaceae
Product: Rubredoxin-type fold
Exons: 2
Coding region: 1-459 (152 amino acids)
Molecular function (GO): iron ion binding
Source: RefSeq, a predicted model, not a curated record